Molecule: messenger RNA, 465 nt
Organism: Leucoraja erinaceus (little skate)
Lineage: Eukaryota; Metazoa; Chordata; Chondrichthyes; Rajiformes; Rajidae
Product: protamine-like
Exons: 2
Source: RefSeq, a predicted model, not a curated record
GCAAAAAGACGCAAAAAAGACGACGAACGCAAAAAGACGACGAACGCAAAAAGACGACGACCGCAAAAAGACGACGAACGCAAAAAGACGACGGACGCAAAAAGACGACGAACGCAAAAAGACGACGAACGCAAAAAAACGACGAACGCAAAAAGACGACGAACGCAAAAAGACGACGAACGCAAAAAGACGACGAAGGCAAAAAGACGACGAACGCAAAAAGACGACGAACGCAAAAAGACGACGGACGCAAAAAGACGACGAACGCAAAAAGACGACGAACGCAAAAAGACGACGAACGCAAAAAGACGACGAACGCAAAAAGACGACGAACGCAAAAAGACGACGUACGCAAAAAGACGACGGACGCAAAAAGACGACGAACGCAAAAAGACGACGGACGACGCAAACGCAAAAAGACGACGAACGCAAAAAGACGACGAACGCAAAAAAGACGACGAACGC